This is a messenger RNA of Penicillium psychrosexuale, 666 nucleotides long. RefSeq lists its product as uncharacterized. The coding region runs from base 1 to 666 and encodes 221 amino acids. Lineage: Eukaryota; Fungi; Ascomycota; Eurotiomycetes; Eurotiales; Aspergillaceae. The record is from RefSeq and is a predicted model, not a curated record. The transcript has a single exon.
AUGCAGUACAAGGUCCUUACCACUCUUUUCCUCGCCGCCACGGCCCUGGCCGCCCCUGCGGAUCCUACUUCUACAUCCUCAGGCACCGAGACUGCCGACAACGAUGAGACCUACGAUAUCGCGGAUGUGCCCAGCUCCAUCAUGAGUGUUCUGGCAACAGCCAUCCCGGCCUCAUGGUACGACGAAAUUAUUGACCCGGCCUCCCGCAGCGUGAUCAUCAGUGAAGCUGCCGCUGGCACCUACCCAGCUUGGUACAACGCGUUGCCUAGCAGCGUCAAGGCCUGGGCCACUUCCAACUUUGACGACCAGCUCGCUGGUGUCCCGGCAACCGCAUCGGCAACCGGUACUCAGACCGAGACUGCUGAUAGCAGCGCCAUCGAGACUGGCUCCACCACUCCUUCCCACCAGACCUCCAAUGCCGCCGUGACCACUUCGGCUUCCACCACUGCCUCGGACUCCACCUUCAUCUCUAGCACCAGCUCCGCAUCCAGCUCUGACUCGAGCUCUGUCUCGAGCUCCAGCUCCGACUCCAGCUCCGACUCCAGCUCUACAUCAUCUUCUCCCUCUUCUUCGCAGUCUACUGGUGGCGCCCCUGCUCCUACUGGGGGCAUUGCCAUGGGAGUUGCUGGUAUGGCUGGUGUUUUGGCUCUGGCUCUUGCCCUGUAG